This is a messenger RNA of Passer domesticus (house sparrow), 2532 nucleotides long. It is a transcript of the gene SYNJ2BP, whose product is annotated as synaptojanin 2 binding protein. Gene Ontology annotation, biological process: establishment or maintenance of epithelial cell apical/basal polarity; cell-cell adhesion; receptor localization to synapse. Lineage: Eukaryota; Metazoa; Chordata; Aves; Passeriformes; Passeridae. The transcript has 4 exons. The record is from RefSeq and is a predicted model, not a curated record. Gene Ontology annotation, cellular component: neuron projection; basolateral plasma membrane; postsynaptic density membrane. Bases 705 to 1187 code for a protein of 160 amino acids. Gene Ontology annotation, molecular function: protein binding.
UACAUUUUUAUAGGAUUUAUGGUGCCAUACAAAUGACACUUUCAGAAGUGAGGCAAGUUAGCACGAAAUGUACAGCUCUGGAGCAAAAUCCUGGCUAUAGAGAAUGGCAGGCUCCAGGAAGGCUUUUGGAGCUAGAGCUGUACUUUGGUGUUUGAGGCCUUCUCUUUAAUUUAAACGAGUAGGAAUGAAAGCGUGGCAGCCCUUUUGUUGUGCACAACUGCUGGCUGCGGCUGCUGGCCAGCCUUGGCUCCAGGGGCUCCCCCGAGACCCCAGCACCCGCGUUGUUGGUGUGUGUGUUUCCUUUCCCUGGGGUGGAGGCAGGCCCUGUGCAGGGCUGGUGUUGGUCCCAGCUCUCAUGCUGGUGAUCAGGACCCAGAGGGUGUGAGCAGCUCUUUGCUUCCCCUGCUCACCGGAUUCACCUCUGGUCUGAAAGAUCUGUAGCCCUACCUGCAUAGCCAUGAGCUUAAACUAAUGAAGCUGUGCUGGUCAGGGAAAACUGUGCCAAAUGAAGCUGGUUCCAAUGGGAAUGCUGUUUCCAUACAUCUGUAGAGCUAAAAUUUUAAGGAAAGUGUAAGGGAAUGUUAAAGGACAAAGUUGAGAAUGGUCUUGAAUGUGAACACUGUGAUUUCAGUCUCGAUUACCAUGAGCAGCAUUUGUCCAGUCUUUGAGAUGGGCUGUGCAUCUUUAGAUUUAGGUUUCUAACUAUGUUAUUUGAUUUGAAGGUCCUACAUCCCCUUCUGGCCUUGAUGCGCUUGCCAUGUGAAUUAUACUCAUUUCUGUGGAAGGAACAAAACACCUGUGAAGUACAGUUGGGGUUGGGCUUCAACAUUGUUGGAGGGACAGAUCAGCAGUACAUUGCCAAUGACAACAGCAUCUAUGUCAGCUGGAUCAAAAAGGAUGGGGCAGCUUACCUUGAUGGCCGAUUACAGGAAGGAGAUAAAAUUUUAGCGAUCAACGGCAAAGACUUGAAGGAUUUGCGGCACAAGGAUGCUGUGGAGCUGUUCAGGAAUGCAGGCUAUUAUGUGUCUCUCAAAAUUCAGCGCAGGUUGCAGCCACAGAAUGGCCCUGUGGGUCAUGGAGGAGAUGGAGAAUCAGGUGGGCUUCCUCUGGCAGCCAUUCUUGUGCCAGGCCUGGCGCUUGCUGCCGCAGCAGUCUGGAUCUUGCUGAGGUAUCGACAGCGGAUGUGAAGAGUUCACGGCUGGGAAAUCACUGCGUGUUUUACACAGCUAUGAUGCAAUUUAAAGAUAGAGAAUCAACAAUCUUGUCACAGACUGAUGCCAAAAAGGAUCAUUGCCUAUCAUCAAAGUUGCUGCUGAUGUUCGUAUAUAUUGAUUUUGUUGCAGGGUAAAUAGAAGCAGAGAGAAAAAAGGGAAGGGAGAGGACUGUGUUUAUGUAAAGAGUGGGAUAGCUGUAUUUUUUGACAAAUCUGAGGAGGAUUUGCCAUCCUCCUCUAUUUUGCACCGUGAACUUUCAAGCACACUCAUCUAUUCCACAUUUUAAGGUUUAACUUUUGGUUAAAGGGAGUGGGAGGUGGGGUGGUUUUAAAUCAAAAACAUUUUCUAGAGGCUUUGCCUUGUUUCCACAGAAUUUUUUCUUGAAUCUAAUGAAUUCUGUCCAAACCACGAAUAAAGAGAAGCAAUGCAAAGGGUAUAUAUUAUUUUUCCCAUUGAAGUUUUGUUGGUUGUUGCUAAAUAAAUGCCUUAAAUGUGUAAAAUCUGAUCUGUGUUUUCACAGGUAAAAUCUUCAGUGUAGCUGCUGAUUUAACAGCAAUAUGCAGUAUUGGUGAGACAUUUUGCCAGUUGUGGAAAGAUAGAAGAUAGCUUGCUGCUAGAAGAAGAUUUUGAUUGUCAAAAUGAUCGCUCAUUUUUGGGUCAGAGUUGUAAGAGAAAGCUUUCCACAAAAUGCUGGCAUACUGGAGAGAGACAGACAACUGAAUCGCAAGGAUAAGUGCUGGCAAGAGAUUCAGGCAUGCUGAAGCUGCAGAAGAGUUUUAAAUUAGUAGUGAAGCAAUAGUUCCUGCAUUCAUCAAGUAGGUUGAAGUCUUCAUCUCUCAGGUUAGAGGUCUGGUUUGGGGGUUAUUUUUUGCACAGGGAAUACUUCAGAUAAAGUUUUCUAUAGCAGCUAACUUGCUCUCUGCAGUCCGGAGAAUCUUAUGAUGAUUGAAAGGGAGAAGCUGAGAGCAGGCUGGGAUUGUCCUGGCUUUUGCUUGUUUGUGAAGAGAAAUGUAAUGUUCAGGAGAUGGGCAGUCAGCUUUAAGCCAGAGUAAAGCCUAGCAGGUAAAACCAGGGGGAAGAGACCCUCCUCUGGAAAGUAUAUGGCUGAAUUUACCUCCAGGGUCUCAUCUCCUCACUGUGAUUUGAGUAGUUUUAAAUGCCCCAGCUGAUAGGAGUUCUGUGGGUAAGACCUGUUUCUCUUGUCUCCAAGAAAUCAAUGUGUUUUGUUGUUUUUGUAAAAGAAAAGCAAAAUGCAUGGUCUGAUCUGUAUGAUGCCAAAGAAGAAAUCACAUAUGCAAUAUAUGUUUUCAAAGAAAAA